Phytophthora sojae is the source of this 1027-nucleotide messenger RNA. RefSeq lists its product as hypothetical. The record is from RefSeq and is a predicted model, not a curated record. The annotation marks the transcript as partial. The transcript is spliced from 3 exons. Lineage: Eukaryota; Oomycota; Peronosporomycetes; Peronosporales; Peronosporaceae.
AUGGUGCCGCGACCCGGGAGUACUACUUCGAAUGACGGGCUAACGAUCCAAGAGGCAUCGGAGGCAGGCCAUGGGGCCAGCGACGACCAGCAGGGCUACGAAGAACAGUUUGCCGUUCCCGAUGUGGCUCCCGACGAGGGAGCCGCGAAUGGCCGCGACGUAAGUCGCGGUCCUACUGGUCGGAAGCCUGCAAAGGCCGACGACCAACAACAACCCACCGCCAAGGCGGCCGCCAAGCGCAAGUCGCCCAAGAGGAGGAAGAAGAAGAAGCUGCGCGCGUCGGACUCGGCGGAAGGGUCGCUGUCCAAGCCGCAAGGCAAGGACGCGGGGCGCUACAAUUUCACGGGCCCCUUCGUCGCGCCGGACUUCGAUAGUCUCACCAGCGUCGCCCACGCUGCGCCGAUUCUCUUCCAGAUGCUGCGUGAUUCGGGAUUCGUGCUGGGAUCUUUCGAGAUGGAGAAGCUGUGCGACUGGGACCUCAAGUCCUGGUUGCGCGCGAUUCGCGUCGUGCAGGAGCUCUUGACGAUUCUCGCCGGAUCCGUCAAACAAGACGCGACGAAUUUCUCAGCGGGCCAAGACGCGCCGAGUUCCUCGACGGGCUCAGACCAGACCUCGACGACCACGCCCUUGCCGCCACCUCGAUACCAAUCGAGUGUGGACUUCAAUAGCAGCUUCGAGUCGCGCAAGCGCAAGUCUCCGGAGAAGCUCUGCGCGCCGGAUUCAGCGGAUGGACCGCCGGUCAAGGCGAGAGGCAAUGACACAGGGAAUCGGUUCACCGCGGCAGAGAUGAGGUAUAUGCUUGCUGGAGUGGAGCUGAUCCGGCUGCUGGAGCACGAUCCGAUCCUGCGUUUCAUCAAGCCCAACGCGACCAAGUUCACGGGUCCUUUCCGGGUGCCGGACUUUGAAAUGCUCACGAACGUCACGCGAGCCGCAGGGACACUCUUCGAGAUGUUGCACGAAUCAGGCUUCAGCUUGGGCAUCACCGAGAGGACGGGGGUGUAUGACUGGGACGUCGAGUCGUGGACAC